CGAUUUUUCUUAUGGACUCCAAUAUUUCUUAAUUCUGUACGGGGCUUAGGUACUCUGAUGACAGGUGCCUUAGAACUAAACUGGGCAGCUAAACAGACAGCCAGCCCUUCCUGGGGGCAAUAAAGGAGAAAGCAUCUCUGUAAUGUUAGCUUCUACCGAUGACUAUGAACCAUGGAAUUUGAAUCUGGAUCUAAAUUUUCCCAAAAUUCCCCUGAAUUUUGGAUCCUACAUUGUGGUUCUAGCCCAUGUCUACUACCCAGAGAUUCAUCCUGAUUAGCCGUAAUGGGAAAAAGAGAGUUGAAAAAGCCAUAAAUGAGGCACCGACCGGCAGGCUCAGGAGUUUAGAAGUGGCUUACUGAGCCUUUCACUUGGAGGUUGCUGGUUUGAAACCCAUCAAAGUCAGUGCUCAAGUGCAGGCUAGAGAGCCUGGGAAAUAGGUUUUUUCCAUCUCUAGAGUUGCCAUCUGAUGGCUGUUCUGUCUUUCCCUAUGGGGAGAGAUUUGGUAGGUCCCAGUCCUGGACUCGGUGGACAAGUAUCUGCAUGAGUCAAUUGACACUCUUGGUGGUGGUCUCAUCAGAGAGGCCAAGGAAGGAACAAGCCACAGAGACUGAGCCCCCUGGACCCCACCCUCUGAUCUCUUCGAGUCAGGGCUGGGUCACGUUGGCAGGGCAGUGGAGGGGUAACGCGUACCCUGUGCAGAGUGGCCAUAAACCCCUACCUCCUGAGUAAGAGGAGAUUACUGGUAGUCACGUUUCACACCUACUUUGCACUUGCUGGGACGCUGUAAAUGACUGCACAGGGCCGGAAGGGGGAGCAGUUGUCAUUGGAUCCACUAUGUCCUGUUUGAAAAAUGGAGAUUAUAUUAACCUAUCCUCACAAGGGGGCUGUGUGAGGCUUAACUGAUUACUGUGCAAAGUACUGCUGUAUCUUUGAUCCACACGGGGUCAGUCUCUGAUGGCACAAUUUGACUCCCGGUGGGUCUGAUCCAGCCUUCUUCGCACGCCUAGAAGGCCGGAUCAGGCCCGAUGAGAGGCUGUUAAAUGGGUAGGAUUCCAUCCUCUGGUUCUGGGCUAACCCAGUACUGAGCGUGUUCUCAGCUACCCUCCAUCUGCCCCUCUUUGGUGACACUGCUGCUCCUGCCACGCUCCGCCUGCCUGAUGCAUCUCCCUGUUGAAUUCUCUGCUGGGUGGUUUGACCUGUUCUCUGUGUUUCCUCCUUUCUUCCGCGUGAGGAUCUCCCCCCUGGAGAGGAGGUUUCUUCCAAGUGCCCGUCUGCAAUGCCAGCACACAGCCACCAAAUAGGUGACUGUGUGCUGGGUGGAGGAGGCCCUGGGGCGUCACACGCAGUCCCUCUCUUCCCAGGCCGAGCACGCCGGCAUCCGGACCUACUUCUUCAGCGCCGAGAACACCGAAGAGCAGGAGUCCUGGAUCCAAGCCAUGGGCGAGGCUGCCCGGGUGCAGAUCCCACCCCCCCAGAGGCGGGAGAAGACGGACUCUGAGAACAUCCCCCCCAGCAAGCACCACCACCACCGGACCACUGCUCACAGGGAGCACCCCAAAGCAGACCUGGAAGCCAAGACCAGAGGGGAGGGUGAUGGGCGUGGUUCAGAGAAGAUCGAGAGGAAGUCGGAGAGGAUCGACAGCAAGAAGGAACCCCUGGUGAAAGCCAACGGCAUUGUGGGCCAGGAGAUGCCAUCUGAGCCCGGCAGCCCUUACCCUGAAGCCCCACGGUUUCCAGCUGGGGUGGAGAGAUCCACGCAGCCCAACGGCUGGCAGUACUCUUCCCCCAGCCGCCCCGGCAGCACCGCCUACCCGCCGCAGGAUGGGGAGAGCGUGGUGCACCGUCCGGGCUUUGUGCCACGCACCAACCCGGAGAAGAUCGCCCAGAGGAAGAGCUCCAUGACGCAGCUGCAGCAGUGGGUGAACCUGCGCCGGGGGGCUGCCCCGCCAGAGGAGCUGAGGAGCCCCACCAGGUUUUUCCCGAUGUCUCGAAGGGUCCCCGACUACUACGCCCCUUACUCGCCCCAGUACCCUGAGGAUUACCAGUACUACCCGCCCGGCGUGCGUCCUGACAGCAUCUGCUCCAUGCCCGCCUAUGAGCGGGUGAGCCCACAGUGGGCUGCGGAGGACAAGCGCCACUCCUUCCGCAAUGGAGGCCCCUACCAGCUGCGUGAGUGGAAGGAGCACCCGGGUUACGGCAGGCAGGACGUCCCCGUCUGGAUCCCCGGCCCUGGCCGGCAGCCUGUGUAUUACGAUGAGGUGGAUGCUGCCUCGGACUCCCUGCGGAGGAUGUCCCUCCAGCCCCGCUCCAGGUCCGUGCCCCGUUCGCCCAGCCAGGGCACCUACAACAGGGCGAGGAUGUACUCCCCGGUCAGGUCGCCCAGCACCCGCUUUGAGAGGAUGCCAUCCAGGAGCGAGGAGAUCUAUGCUGACCCUGCAGCCUACAUGAUGAGGCGAUCGGUCAGUUCCCCAAAGUAUGAUUAUCUGGGUGACAGGAGGCCCGUCCCUGCAGGAAUGUAUCCCUACAACUACCCGGCGUCCCCUACAGUCCACGACAAAAUGAUGAGUGAGAGCGAAACUUUGAUCAGUAUGGUGAACAGAAUGGUGGAGAACUCCUCCCCUAGGGCCCAGCUGUACAUGCAAGUGUCUCCCUUCCCAGAGGCCUACAGAGAGACUCUGCACGCCUACAAGAUAAGCGAGCAAGACACUGAUAAGCUGCUGGGAAAACUGUGUGAGCAAAACAAGGUGGUGAGGGAGCAGGACAGGCUGGUGCAGCAGCUCCGAGCCGAGAAGGAGAGUCUUGAGAGUGCCCUGAUGGGGACCCACCAGGAGCUGGAGAUGUUCGGGAGCCAGCCAGCCUACCCUGAGAAGCUGCUGCACAAGAAGGAAUCCCUCCAGAACCAGCUGAUCAACAUCCGGGUGGAACUGUCCCAGGCCAGCACGGCCUUGGCCAACAGCACCAUAGAGUAUGAGAACUUGGAGGGCGAGGUGUCAGCCCUGCAUGAUGACCUGUGGGAACAGCUGAACUUGGACAUCCAGAACGAAAUGCUCAAUCGGCAAAUCCAGAAGGAGAUCUGGCGCAUCCAGGACGUGAUGGAGGGGCUGAGGAAGAACAACCCCUCCCGGGGCACAGACACUGCCAAACACAGAGUGGCCGCUGGCCCCUCUGGAACGUACAGCUCCAACAGCCCUGCUAGCCCCUUGAGCUCAGCCAGCCUCACCAGCCCACUGAGCCCUUUCUCCCUGGUGUCGGGCUCACAGGGGUCGCCCACCAAGCAAGGGACAAGCGAGUCCAAGUCCAGCUUCGAGCAGAAUAAGAAAGAGGUUCAUCGGAGCUCUGCCCCCAUCCCACCCACAGAGGCUGGGCUCAUGCAGACGAGGCAAGAGCUGGAUGCUGAGAAGCAAGCGGCUCUCAACAAAGUUGGCAUCGUUCCCCCGAGGACCAAGUCUCCCACCGAUGAGGACUCAGCACCCACUUCGGGAGUGAUCAGGAGGAGCACCAGCAACAUGUCCAACGGACUGAGCUCCCGGGAGAGGCCAAAAAGCGCCGUGUUCUCCAAUGAGAUGAAGGCAAAAAUGAGCGUGGAGGAGCAGAUCGACCGGAUGAAACGCCACCAAAGUGGAUCCAUGAAGGAAAAAAGGCGGAGUUUGCAGCUCCCAGCCAAUCAGCAGCCAGACGCUCCCAGCACGAAGGCACCCGCGUCAUACAAAGUGGUGCGCCGACACCGCAGCAUCCAUGAAGUGGACAUCUCCGACCUGGAGGCAGCGCUGCGCACCGAGGACUCUGGCAAAGUCUACGAGACACCGAGGGAGGAGAUCGCCCGGCUACGCAAGAUGGAGCUGGAGCCACAGCACUAUGAUGUCGACAUCAGUAAGGAGCUCUCUACCCCAGACAAGGUCCUCAUUCCGGAGCGGUACAUUGAGCUGGAACCGGACACCCCACUAAGUCCUGAAGAGAUGAAGGAGAAGCAGAAGAAAGUGGAAAGGAUAAAGACGCUCAUUGCCAAAUCCAGCUUGCAGAAUGUGAUCCCUCUAAGCGAGGGAGAGGUGGACGUGCCCCAGGAUGCAGAAACCCAGCUCCAGGAGCAGGAGAAGAGGAUAGAGAUAUCCUGCACCUUGGCUACAGAAGCCUCCAGGCUGGGCCGCAUGCUCUCCGCUCAAUGUGCCACCCCGAGUCCUCCCUCUUCCCCAGCCUCCCCGACUCCACCGACAAAUCCCCUCUCGUCUGAGUCAUCCCGGGUCGCCGACAGCAGCCAUUUUAUGCGUGUCUGAACCAUGAACACAAGCCCUGGCUGCUGUGAACGCUGUGAAGUUCCACGGAGCCACGUUUUAACACACAAACAUGCGCGUCCCGAGUAGACAACCAAACCUUUCCUCGCUCAUCGCUUUCGGUUCUCCCCGAACCCCUGCCACUAACCAACGGUGAGAUCGUCCAGGACGAAGAUGCUGUGCGUCGGCACCUGUCGCCAAGGAGAAC
Molecule: messenger RNA, 4476 nt
Organism: Terrapene triunguis (Three-toed box turtle)
Lineage: Eukaryota; Metazoa; Chordata; Testudines; Emydidae
Product: pleckstrin homology domain-containing family A member 6
Exons: 20
Coding region: 1437-4271 (944 amino acids)
Source: RefSeq, a predicted model, not a curated record